Molecule: messenger RNA, 402 nt
Organism: Miscanthus lutarioriparius
Lineage: Eukaryota; Viridiplantae; Streptophyta; Magnoliopsida; Poales; Poaceae
Source: the annotation of a GenBank genome assembly
AUGCCGAUCGAUGACUUCAUCACCAACUUCAGAAAACCCUUAUCACAGCCUAUCCUGUCAUCACCGCCACGCCUGCGGAUCACUAGGGCUGCACGGGCGUGGGCGAUCGAGGACAAGGACCUGAUCCCCAAGAGGAGCGCUCGACUUGCUGCCAAGAGCAAGUUUAGGGAGCCAAAGCCGAAGGCGCAAGCAAGGAAGGUGAUGAUGAAGCGGCUCGAAGUGGAGGUGGAGACGCAACUUCCUUACGAGGUGUCAUUUGAUGAGUUCCAGACGGCCUUCGCCCUGCCCUUGACGCCGUCGAUGAGGGAGGCGAUGCAAGUCCUCUUUCUGGGCCGGAAACGACGGGCCUCUAGUGCCAUUCGUGCCGCCAGUGUUAGGUCGCGCAAUUUGUUUAAGAUGUAA